AUGACGACGACGACGACGACGACGACGACGGGGGAUCUGGGAUUUCUUUUCGCCGCCCAGGUGGCCCGCCGUGCGUCUGGCAAGUUGGCGACACUCACCACGCCGCCGCGGUCUCCGGCCUCCACGUGUGCCAGCGCGAGCGAGCUCUCAAGUUCGCCGACAUCGUGGGCGAUGCAGCAGAAGCUCCGCCGCCAGAACUCGGGCGAGACACCCAAGGUGCAGGACGGGUUCGCGCCCGAGAGCCCCGUUAGCGACGCAGAGAUCAGGCGCAGGGUCAAGUCCAUCCUGAAUAAGCUGACCCCGGAGAAGUUUGACAAGCUCCUAGUCCAGAUGGCUCAGUGCGGCGCAUGCACUUGCUCCCACCUGGACACGCUCGCACAGGCCAUCUUUCAGGAGGCCUCCGUGCAGCACAACUUCGCAGGCAUGUACGCGGACCUUUGCGCGUGCCUCGUCGUGAGCUUCGGUGAAGGUGGAUGUUUCCUUGGCAACGCCCUGCUGAACCAGUGCUGGGAGCUCUUCCGGGAGUCCCUGCAGCCCGAGCCGGAGGCGCUCGACUCCGAGGGCCCCGAGGCUGGCCCGCGGCUGCGCGCCGCGCCGCUCGAAGCCAUGGUUCUGGCUGCCGAGACCGCCUCAAUGCUCGAGCAGAUGCAAACCAACCUGCACCUGUCGCUUGCCGCCGCAAUCGACACGCGGACGCUCUACAAGGAUACGCUGAAGAAUGCCACACCGCAGAUCCACGAGACUGGCCAGACUGACAUGAUCCAGUUCCCCUCGGGCGAUGAAGCACGCCGCUUUCGCUUGCGCUACUCCCAGCAGGGCUCGCAGUGGACCAACAAACGCGACGGCAAGACGACCGAGAGCCGCGCACGGGGCGACCUUUCACCCGAGGGCCGUGCAAGGAAUCGCACUAUCGCCAAAGAUCGACAACCAUAUCGAGCUCAUGCGCAAGACGCUCCCGUACUGAAUGAGAACUUCUACAUCCGCGCCAAUGGCUUCAAGGGCGUCAUGUCUCUGACCAACGAACAGGACAUCUGGCCCAUCAUUCAUCUGCUGUGCGUCACUGACGACCACUACCACUCCGAGGCCGACGGGGUGGAGCUGCGGCAGUGGGGCCUCGACGUCGCCGCUGUCAAUGCCAUCCUGGCCGCGACUGACAAGAACCCGGGCGCGAUCUGA
Messenger RNA from Prorocentrum cordatum, 1176 nucleotides. NCBI's taxonomy places the organism in Eukaryota, Dinophyceae, Prorocentrales, Prorocentraceae. The record is from the annotation of a GenBank genome assembly.